Molecule: messenger RNA, 5938 nt
Organism: Chlorocebus sabaeus (green monkey)
Lineage: Eukaryota; Metazoa; Chordata; Mammalia; Primates; Cercopithecidae
Gene: GULP1
Product: GULP PTB domain containing engulfment adaptor 1
Source: RefSeq, a predicted model, not a curated record
AGCCAUUUCACAAAGCAGAUCAUAUCAAAAGUCAGGUUAUAAAAAUUACAAAGCAAUAGCAAGUUUAAAGACUUUAAAAAAUGGGAGAAAAUAUAAAAAUGAGUAAUCUUUAGCACUGUAUGUAAUGAUUGGAAAAAGACAGUUAUGAGGACUCAUCUGUCUUCAUUUAUCCAUUCAAGAUGGAUGUGCUUUGUAGCCAUAUAUAUAUAUAUAUAAUCUCUUUAGGAUCUUCCAAAUCUCAUGGAUAGGAAAGAUAGACCUCUAAAGAGGCUAUGAUAUGCCUUUAGGAAACUGAGGAUGAGGCCGGAGUAGUAAAUAACUCCUACUUAGAAGGAAGAUAUAGGGUCUCAUCUCUGAGAACAUGGGAGUUAGUUGUGUAAAAGUUCAGAUGAUUUUCAACAUUGUGUAUGGCAAGGAAUAAUUUUUUAAAAAGACCUUCUUCCAGGUACUAGAGGCAAAUGAAUGAUAAAUAAAUACAUGCGAUGGGAUUUUCCAUUAUUUCACAGGAUGGAAAGUUUGAUCUCUGUAGCCUGAUUUGUUCUUUAGCCCUGAACUUGUUCAAGUUGAAUUGUGUGUCCUGAACACUGAUCUAGUUGUUCUCAGACUAGGAUCAGCCAACCGUAGUGGUAUGUUGAUGUAUUCUUGGGAGUUGAGAGUUCUUUAUUAUAAUCUUUUAAUAUUAUGGCUAAAAAAUCCAAAAUAUCUAUCUGUAAAUAUAUAAUGUAAGCAUGGAUUUGUUCAUCUCAUCAACCACCUUAUUCCUAAAUACUGGACUACCAUGUGUUUUAUUUUUAUAAUCACAUUGAUACCAAGUGAUCAUCUAAAUGACAUUAAUUUUUAAUGAUUGUUCAUAAAUUCAUUGCUUAAGUUAUUUACAGAAAAAACAAGUAGCAUUUGUUCUCAGAUUGUUAAUAUAAUUAUUUUUAUGUGUGCUUGACUGUUGUGAUAAAGGGAAGAACAGUUAAAAGAGGACCCUGGUCAAAUUAUUAAGAGGACUGAUUUCUGAUAUUAGCUUUAGUACCUCCAAACUAUGAGAUUUGGGGAAAGUCACUCAAGAGCCCUAGACUUCAAUUACCUUGUAUUUAAAAUAACAGAGUUCAGCUGGAACUAGUUAAUCUGUAAACAAAUAGUUUCCAUUUCAAAAAUUGUGAAGUGAGGCCUUUUUAAAUGGAAAAAGCAUUAGGGAGAAGAAAACUGAUUCAAUUACAGGGUCUUUGGGGGAAAAUUUCUAGCACCACCGUCUCUCCUGAUAACAGUAAAACAUGGUGGGAUAUAAGAACCAAAUACUUAUUGAGUAUUUUCUCUGUGCCUAUCACGACUCUAUUUUAACUCCUGUAAAUGUGACUGUGACUCCGUGAGCUAGAUUAUAUAAUUCCUGUUGGCAGUUAUAAUUGAUAGGCACAGAAAGCCUAAGGAUGGAGUUUGGAAUGUAAUCUGGUCUGUCUGACUCUAAGCCCUGGAUCCAUUGUAAUACAUUAUAACUGCUAGCUUUGCAAAAUGCCUUUUUCCUUUUCUCAUCUAUUUUCACACUAAAACUAAAAUUUAGUAAACUAAAUUCUGAGCAGCACCAAGAAUUUUAGUAAAGGUCCUCUCAUCCUUUAAGAACUUCUUAUGCGAGGAUACUCCUCUUCGCCCACUUUCCCAUACAGAACUCUACUAAAGGUCGAUAAGAAUGGGCUGUUGUUUUUUCCCUCAAAUCCUACACAGAAGUCCUUAAUUCCGGGAUAAGCAUCUGAAUGGAGCAAAUUAGUAUGGUCUGGGAGUUAAGGCAAUUUUCACGUUUGUGUAUGUGAGUGUCUGUGUGUGUCUGUUUUGAGGCGUAACAAAGUCCAGAGAUUAAGGCCGAGUUAAAAAACAAAUGAGGACAAACCAGUCUGCUGAGGUGCGGCCAGAGCAGCAGCAACUGCUUUCUUGAUAAAGGCUGUGAAGACGGCACGUUUUACUCUUAUUCGUGUAUUUCUUUUGACACGUUCCGCCUCUACGAAGCCUCAGAGGUGUUUUAAAAUUGUGUUAGGAAACACACAGAGAUAAGAAAAGGCAAAUGGUCCUGUUCUAGUGUCUCAGGGACGAGGCUGGAAACGCCGCGCGAGUGGGGUGGGAGCGGGGGCCUGUGGUUUUGCUUCUGUCCGGGCUAAAGGCUGAGUAAGGCAGGGCCCCUCCUUCGGCAGAUGGGUUUCUCCCUCAUUCCACCCUCUACCCACCUCCGGUUCCGCGUGCACGCGCGGGAUAGCCCAGUGGGCCCACAGAUAACGACCAUCGGAGAUUAAUGAAGGAAAGUCAGCGAGCUCGAACACAGGCGUCCGGUGUGGAAGUGUCCAAGGAGACCGCCAGAAGUGCGCAAGCCGGAGUCUGUGAGAGUUUCCUUCUCACCGAGAGGGGGAGCCCCGCGUUCCCGGCCGGGAGCGACCCGGAGUCCCGAGCCCCGCGUCCCAGCUGCCGCCAGAGCCAGUUUUGGAUUCAGCGGAUUAGGAAGAGGAGGGAGGGGGGAGAGCGCGCGAAGAGGGAGGGGACCGAAGCUGGAGGGUCCCGAGUCCAGCGCCGUGUUGACGUAGAGAAACUUUCCCUCUCGGCCUCGGAGACGGGGCCCCGGCUGUGCUGGAGCGGAGAUCGCCAGGCUCGGAGGACCCGGCAGCUCUUCACGCCCCUGCCCGAAGCCUGACCUGACUGCAUCUCUCAGUGAGGCAUCCACUGGGAGUCUUGAGAUGUAUCUCCCGCAGUUAUUUAUGAUUCCAUCUGAUAUACAUAGGAGAGAAAGUGAUAGAAGAAUUCUGAUGGCAACUGUAUGAUAGAAGCUAUAUAAAGUCAAGUGUCCAUUUUCUUUCAACUAUAUUUGAGCAUACCCAGGAUAUAAGGCGUGGAACUGAACAUUUAUUUGGCUGAUCCUCAUCAUGAACCGUGCUUUUAGCAGGAAGAAAGACAAAACAUGGAUGCAUACACCUGAAGCUUUAUCUAAACAUUUCAUUCCCUAUAAUGCAAAGUUUCUUGGCAGUACAGAAGUGGAACAGCCAAAAGGAACAGAAGUUGUGAGAGAUGCUGUAAGGAAAUUAAAGUUUGCAAGACAUAUCAAGAAAUCUGAAGGCCAGAAAAUUCCUAAAGUGGAGUUGCAAAUAUCAAUUUAUGGAGUAAAAAUUCUAGAACCCAAAACAAAGGAAGUUCAACACAAUUGCCAGCUUCAUAGAAUAUCUUUUUGUGCAGAUGAUAAAACUGACAAGAGGAUAUUCACUUUCAUAUGCAAAGAUUCUGAGUCAAAUAAACAUUUGUGCUAUGUAUUUGACAGCGAAAAGUGUGCUGAAGAGAUCACUUUAACAAUUGGCCAAGCAUUUGACCUGGCAUACAGGAAAUUUCUAGAAUCAGGAGGAAAAGAUGUUGAAACAAGAAAACAGAUCGCAGGGUUACAAAAAAGAAUCCAAGACUUAGAAACAGAAAAUAUGGAACUUAAAAAUAAAGUACAAGAUUUGGAAAACCAACUAAGAAUAACUCAAGUAUCAACAUCUCCACUGCUGCACGAUAUGUCUGAUCAUGAGCAACACGGGUUUCAGAGAUGCUCAUCCUCUUUCUGGCGUAGUAGUGGUGAUUCAUCUCCCUGUCUCAAUAUUUCUUCCAUGUCUGUCACUCCUGUCAACUCACCUGAUUCCAGACUAUCACUGGGACUGUUAAUACCACCACCUUCUAAAUGUGGCUUUCCCAAGCCAGUCAGUGAGAGCAGCAUCCCAAGACCGCAUGCAGGCAGUAUGACACCUCAGUCGCCCUCCACUGACAUCUUUGAUAUGAUUCCAUUUUCUCCAAUAUCUCACCAGUCUUCAAUGCCUACUCGCAAUGGCACACAGCCACCUCCAGUACCUAGUAGAUCUACUGAGAUUAAACGGGACCUGUUUGGAGCAGAACCUUUUGACCCAUUUAACUGUGGAGCAGCAGAUUUCCCUCCAGAUAUUCAAUCAAAAUUAGAUGAGAUGCAGGAGGGGUUCAAAAUGGGACUAACUCUUGAAGGCACAGUAUUUUGUCUCGACCCAUUAGACAGUAGGUGCUGACAUCAAGAACAAGAAAUCCUGAUUCAUGUUAAAUGUGUUUCUAUACACAUGUCAUUUAUUAUUACUUUAAGAUAGGUAUUAUUCAUGUGCCAAUAUGUUUUUGAAUAUUUUAAUAUUUUGAAAAUUUUUUCAGUUAAAUUUCCUCACCUUCACUAUUGAUCUAUAAUUUUUAUUUUAAAAACAACUUACUAUAAAGUAGAUCAUACUUUUAUGUUCCUUUCUGUUUCUACUGUAUAUGAAUUUGUAAUUGAAAGACAUAUUAUACAAAUACCUGCCUUGUGUCUGAGUUCUAUUUAGUUAGCAUCUUGAAACUUGUAUUCAUUUUCCAGAUUGCUGGUUUAUUAAUGAUUUCCCAAAAGCCAUACCUUAAAGAUAACUUUUUAAAUUCUGAAGAGAUAUGCCAAUGCCAAACUAAACAUGGUCUAUUUUCAAACCAACAAACAUGUUACUAUUCAUUAGACAGAUGUCAUUUUAUGUAUAAAUACUGUUCACAUCACUGGGAAAAUGUAAACUUUAAACAUAAUGCCACAAGGUCACUAAUUUCUAGCAGGUAAAAUUAUAAGGAUAUAAAUUCCAAUAAUAAACCAAAUGUAUUUAGAGUAUUUAUUAGUAAAUGCAAGGUGAUGUUAGUUAUGAUCAGUUAUACUCUAAAUAUUUAAUUUGUUUUAUAAAGAUAAUGAAAAAAUGAAAAUUUGCUAUUUAUUAAAAAACUUUAAAUUUCAUUCCAAAUGAGAUAAGUUAUAUUACUAUAACAUCUAAGCAUCAUCUGAUUUGAUAUUCCCUAAAAAACAUUUGGAAUAUAUGCUAUCUAUAGAUUCAGUGUCUAUUACCCAUAUUUACUUUACCAAAUAUAUUUCUUCUCACUACGUAAGGACUACUCUUCUCAUAUUUUCUUUGAUGAAGAUAUUUUUCACCAAAGUUUAUUUUGUGAUGCCCCAUUGGUUUUGAUACUUUAAAAUCUGUGACACCCAUUCUAUAUGAAUUAUCAAUAUUAUUUGGUAAAUUCAAUUUGUAUUUGUUUUGUUAAAGUCAAAAAUCUCAUUAAAAAAAAAACCUCGUUACUGCUCAGUUUAGUCUUGAACAUGAGCAAUAAAAUUCUCCUGCAUUUCAUUCUUGAUGUGCUGAUGAACUUAGACUUUUAAAAAUAUUUGUUUCCUAUACCUUUACCCAUUACAUAACAGACUAAUUUGUACUCAGUAAAGCAAAAAUUUAUGAUCAAAAUUUCUAACUUGGUUCAUCACAUUAUAAGAUAAGUAAAUUAAAUUAAUGAAAAUGUGACUUAAAUUAGGGGUAACCCUCAAAAAUAGAUUUAUCAUUUACUUAUGGGAAUUUUCUUCAAGUGUUAAAGGUACAUUUUCACUAGGAAAAGAAAUCAAAUAUGCUUAUGCAAUAUAUAUUUGUCUGUUUUUCCUUAAUGUUAUAUGGUAUAUAUGAGCCUUCUUGUUUAGUUUCUUUUAUCUGCUAAGUUGUACCUUAAUUAGAGGACAAUAUAUGUUUCAUAAGGAAGAGUCUUUAUAAUUUUGUUUGUCAGAUAGUAUUUUGGAAUUUGUAUAAUGAGGAUGUUUAGAAGCCAUAUAAGUGGCUUUUUUUUAACAGAUAGAAUUUGUAUUUUUAUUGUACUUUAAAAAGAUUUAUGUAAUAGGUAUAUAUUUAGUGGCCAUUUAUUAUCAAUGGUAACACAAUAGAGUACUGAGAUGGUAUUUGCACAUUUAAGAUCUGUUACUUUACCAAUUUUUAAUGGUAAUCAACUCUGCUACUGGCAUGAUGAAAUAGUACAUAAUUGGUCAUUAAUUAUGAACAUUUAUUUCUCCAGUGCGUUUUUAUGAAGAUCUGGUUGAAAAUUGUAUUUCUAUGUAAACUCAAUGAUAUGUUUGGUUUUCCUGAAAAUAAAUGAUUUUAAAUAAAUUAAA